CUGCCCCCAUUGGCCACUGAAGUCCGUGGCAUCCGGAAACGAACCGGCGUUAAAAAUGCGUUCGUUUUUACCUGCAGUGGCCGAACAGCUUUUUCGAGAUAUUCAAAAGACACACCAGGAAACUUCCCAAAUUCCUGAUGACCUGCUUAUUGCGCUGAAGUUUGUUUUUGGGUCGUGUGCGCUGCAGGCUUUGGACCUUGUUGACCAUCAUUCAGUCACCUGUCUGUCUUCGCCCAGUGGACGCAAAGCAUUCCAGGUAAUCGGAGGCUCGGGGCGUUUGUACACUUGCUUUGCGUCCUGUCACUACUGCCCGUGCCCGGCCUUCGCCUACAGCGUGCUGCGCAGGAACGACGGCCUGCUGUGCAAACACCUCCUGGCCAUCUACCUGUGUGAGGCCGUAGGUGGGACUCUGCAGGAGAGCGUGUCCGACCAGCAGAUGUCCGCGCUGCUCAGCGGGACAGCAGCCCCGUGACCCCCCAGGUACGUGCAGCGCGGCAGGCGCGCUGACGCGUCGUCCUGGGACCUAUGGAUGAGUUUUCUGCUCCUUCGUUUUUGUCCCUCUGAAAGGCUCCAGAUGUUGCCUUAUUUAUUUAUCUUUUGGUAGGGAUUUUAAUCGGUUUCGGGGUAAACUAUGCAGCUGUUCAUCGAGCAUGUUUGCCUUUAUUUUUAGGCUCUUCAGAAACAUUUACAUCCUCCAAUGCUUCCAAUGUGUAACGUGUAAAAAUAAAUUGUCAUAUGGGUAAAAAUUGAAAUGAAGGAAUACAGACUGAUCUGUAACAAUAUAAACAUUGCCUUUAUCAACAAAAUGAUUCACCAUACACACAGGUUGUAUCAUGUUAAAUAUCAGUAUCCGCUCGCAGUUGGAGUUUUGUUGAAUGAAAUAUAGGAUGGCCUCUUGAAAGGUUGAGCUUGACCGCGGUGGAUGUUUCUCCUGAUUAGAAUAACAACACUGGCACACUGACAGGUACUUCGGAAUGAAAGGCAGGAAUGUUGAACCAGAUCAACAUGUUUUUGUCCAUCUUACCUUGAAGAAUCACAAAAGGCAAUAGUUUGACAUUAAUCAAUAGCUUGUAGAAAGUUGGAUACCUACGGUACAUUUCUCACACAACGACAACACAACAGUACAGUGCAGUUAUAGUAUAGAUGUCUCUGGAAUGUACUAAAACUUUGGCACAUUCCUGUAUUUAGCCCUUGGAGGUGUUACACAACGACAAAUGCAGGGCGAUGGUGAAUAGUGGAGGCUCACUACGUCUUAGAACACCAACACGACAUGGUUCAACACCACCAGUAACGCACACUAAACAGGAACUAGUCUCAAAUGUCAGUGCAUGUGUUUUCAUUUGCGUAGUGAUGGUUCCGGGGUAACCCUCGUUUUUUUUUUUUACUGGUUAUUCUCUAAACAGAACUCUGCUCGUUUGUUAUAUUAAUCACCAUAUCCAGAUUUCUUACGUUCCAUAAGCACAACUGGACCGUUCACGAUAAUGCUAACCCCUGCCACCACACAAAAAUAAAUAACACAAAUACAAAGACAGCGCACAGGUGCUUUAAGUUUUGUGUUGCCUCAAACAACGAAUAAGUGUAACGAUUAAA
Gasterosteus aculeatus aculeatus (three-spined stickleback) is the source of this 1590-nucleotide messenger RNA. RefSeq names its product zinc finger, SWIM-type containing 7 (gene zswim7). Gene Ontology annotation, cellular component: Shu complex. The record is from RefSeq and is a predicted model, not a curated record. Gene Ontology annotation, molecular function: zinc ion binding. Gene Ontology annotation, biological process: double-strand break repair via homologous recombination. NCBI's taxonomy places the organism in Eukaryota, Metazoa, Chordata, Actinopteri, Perciformes, Gasterosteidae.